AUGAGAGAUCGUCAGGAAAAUACCCCACCGUCGUCGAUUAACGGCGACGAUGUAAUUGGAAUGGAUGGGGAGAAUGACGAGGAAUUAAUCUAUUUGGGUGAAUUGGAUGACCUUCAGUUCGAUGAUGACGAAAUGGUGGACGAUCAAGAAGAAGAGUAUGAUACAGGCAUGGAAAGGCCUGAAGAUCAAUCGCAGCUAGCCUUUAAUAAACAUACAGGUUCAGUGUUUUGUUGUGAUCUCCACCCAAAUGGUAAAAUUGCAGUUACUGGUGGAGAAGAUGACAAAGCUUAUGUCUGGUCAGUUGAAACUGGCCAGGUAAUCAUGGACUGCGUGAACCACAAGGAUUCGGUAAUCUUUGUGGGAUUCAGUUUCGAUGGUGUGUAUUUAGCUACAAUUGACAUGUGUGGUUUAAUUAAAGUAUGGAAAUGUAAUUUAGAAAAUCAAGAACCAUGGUCUGUUGCAUUUGAGUAUGAAGCUGAUGACCUCAGCUGGGGUCUAUGGCACUUUGGAGCUAGAGUUCUUAUUUGUGGGGCAGUUGCUGGAGAUAUAUAUAUUUUUAAAAUUCCGUCUGGAGACAUUAAAGUAUUACAAGGACACAACAUAAGGACAGACUGUGCAAAGAUAUUCCCAGAUGGUGUAAGAUUAGCAGCAGGAUAUGAAGAUGGAGCUGUAAAAAUAUGGGACCUUAAAACAAAUGCUGUACUUCACCAAGUCCCCAAUGGAAUGCAUGAUACUCGUGUUACAGCUAUUGAUAUUCACCCAGAGAAUAACCUUAUGGCUUCUAUAUCUACCGAUGGGAAAGUGGUCUUAACAACAUCAGUGAAUGGAAAGGUUGUAGCGCAGCUGGAAGCAGAAAAUGAUUUGGAAGCUGUUGCUUUUUGUCCUGAUGCACAAUUGGAUUAUUUUGCUUUAGGUACUCUAAAUGGUUCUAUCACAAUUUGGGACACAGCCAGGCAAAUGAUUAGACAUUCCUGUGCAAAAUCAGAAGAAGAUGUGUCAGCGGGUGUAACUAAAAUGAUAUGGAUCAAGGACCAACUCCUUACUGGCUGUCUUGAUGGCUCUUUAAGAGUUUAUGAUGGAAGAUCUGGUGAAAGAAGUACAAUGCUAACAGGACAUUGGUCAGAAAUACUGGAUCUUGUUUAUAAUGCAAAGGAAAAUAUUGUACUGUCCACAUCUGAUGAUGGAACAGCAAGGAUAUUUAAAUACCCUAUCCAAAGUGAUAAUGAUUAA
Messenger RNA from Pieris macdunnoughi, 1230 nucleotides. Lineage: Eukaryota; Metazoa; Arthropoda; Insecta; Lepidoptera; Pieridae. The record is from the annotation of a GenBank genome assembly.